Rhizophagus irregularis DAOM 181602=DAOM 197198 is the source of this 1041-nucleotide messenger RNA. The record is from RefSeq and is a predicted model, not a curated record. Lineage: Eukaryota; Fungi; Glomeromycota; Glomeromycetes; Glomerales; Glomeraceae.
UUAAAAAUUGAAAGAUAUAAUGAUAUGGUUGUUAAAUGGAUACCAUAUAACCAAUUUAAUAUUAUUCAAGAAAUAGGUAAAGGUGGAUUUGCUACAGUUUACUUAGCAACUUGGAAUUAUAGGAAAGUUGCUUUAAAAUGCUUGCAUAAUUCCCAAAAUAUUACUAAUGAAUUUUUAAAUGAGAUUAGUGCAUAUUCUAUUCAUUCUGUUGAUUGUAUUCUCAAAAUAUGUGGAAUAUCUCAAAAUCCGGAUACAAAAGACUAUAUUAUUGUACUUGAAUAUGCAAAUGGGGGAAGUCUUAAUAAUCACAAUAAUGAUAUUAUUAGGGAUUACAAUUGGAGGGAAAAAUUGUAUGUGCUAAGUGAUAUUAUUAAAGGUCUUAAAAAAAUUCAUGAAAAUAAAGCAGUUCAUCGUGAUUUUCAUACAGGAAAUGUAUUGGUAUUAUUUAUUGAUUGUGCUCGAUAUAAUGGAUCUGGAAAUACUGCAAGUAAUAUAUAUAUUUCAGAUAUGGGAUUUUGUGGAGAAGUUAGUAAUAUAGAUAAAACAAAAAUUUAUGGAGUUAUGCCAUUUGUAGCUCCUGAAGUAUUAAGAGGAAAGCCAUAUACUCAAGCAGCAGAUGUAUAUAGUUUUGGUAUGAUUAUGUAUUAUAUUGCAACUGGAAAACAACCUUUUGCCAAGUGUGCACAUGAUAAUGUUUUAGCAUUAAAUAUAUGUAAUGGAAUUAGGCCUGAAAUAAAUGAGCAAGAAGCACCAAAAUUUUAUAUUAAUCUAAUGAAAAUGUGUUGGGAUCCAAAUCCAGAUAAUAGACCUAGUGCAUCUGAAGUGGAUGAAGUUUUUGCAUAUUCUAGUUUAGGUAUAUUUGAGGAAUUUAAUAAGCAAAUUAAAGAAGCAGAUGAAUAUAGAAAAACAAAUUUUUUAUCUAUUGAAAAUAGUCAAUCAAUUCAUCCACAAGCUUAUUAUACUUCUCGAUUGCUCAAUCCAUUUACAAAAGAUCUUUCAAAUGAUUAUACUGAUUGUUUGGACUGUAAUAUUAAUGAUUGA